AUGGAGAAGUACAAGCAGUUGAAGGUGCUCGGCAAGGGCAGCUUUGGCUCCGCCUGGCUCAUCCAACGUAAUGAAGAUCGCGCGCAGUUCGUGGCGAAAGAGGUUCGGCUUGGUGGCUUGAAGCCGGCGGAGCGAGAAAGUGCGCAGAAGGAGAUCGAUAUGCUGCGCACGCUGAACCACCCCAACAUCACACGCUACGUGGACCACUUUGAGCACAAGGGCUCACUCUUCAUUGUCAUGGAGUACGCCAACGGCGGUGACCUGUACAUGAGGAUCAAGCAGCAGCAGGGUCAGCUCCUCUCAGAGAAGGGGAUUCUACAAUGCUUUUCGCAGAUCUGCCUGGCGCUGUCGUACAUGCACGAGCGCCGCAUUCUCCACCGAGACCUCAAGACGCAAAACGUGUUCUUGACCAAGGACGGCGUCGUGAAGGUAGGUGAUUUUGGCAUCAGCACCGUGUUGCGCAACACGUACGAGUUGAAACACACGAUCUGCGGCACCCCCUACUAUUUCUCACCGGAGCUGUGCCUCAACAAACCCUACAACAACAAGAGCGAUGUGUGGGCACUCGGAUGCAUCCUGUACGAGAUGACCACCCUGAACCACGCCUUCGACGGCAGCAACAUGAAGGCGCUGGUGCAGAAGAUUCUCAAGGGCGUGUACCCGCCGAUUCAUCUCAUGUACUCGAGCAACCUGUCGCGACUCAUCUCUUCCAUGCUGCAGAUUGACCCUCACAAGCGGCCGAACGUGUCGCAGGUGCUGGAUCUCAACUUCAUUCGCGAGGCUCUGGCGGGGCUACGGGAAGAGGUGCAAGUCGCACGCGCAGACCGCCGCUCCGUCGUGUCGGUCGAGGAGCGGGCACAAAUGCAGGAGGCCGCGGGCCGGCGCAAGGAAGAGUACUGCCGAAAGGAACUGGAAAGCGCGGCAAGUGUGGCCAAGGCGCAGCAGCAGCAGCAGGCCAUCCUCAUGCAGCAGCAGCUCGAGGGAGAGGAGCGGCGGCGCAAUUUAGUGGAGCAACAGCGGCGACUCCAGCGGCAGCAGGAGCUCGCCUUGCAGGAGCGCAAACGUGCCCUGGACGAGCGAGUACGGGAGCAGCGCAAGUUGCAAGGGCAAAAAGCCAAGGCGGACGCCAAGGCACAUCGCCAUCGUGAGAAGCAGUGGGACGACAACAUCAAGGAGCAGGUGAUCGAGGAGCAACGCCGCCGCGAGGCUGAGGAGCACCACUGCCGAUCUGAAUGCCAAGGCCCCCCGCAGCCGCAACAGGAGCGGCUACAGCAGCAGCAGCAGGAGCAGUCCGCCGCGGAGGCGUACCGUGAGAUGCGACGACAGGCAGCAGCCAACAAGCAGCGCUGCUACCGAGAGUCUGUUUUUCCAGGCGGAGCACCUUGCUUGCAGCAGCGACAGCAGGACGAGCCCUCAGCAGUGCCAGCCGGCCAGCCGCCACCGCCGCGCACACCUCCCUCGAGCAGCCAUUACUGCUCGCGCAAGAUGACGCCAGAGGAGCUGGAGGAUGCGCGGUCACAAGCGUUUUGGCAGAUGCGGCGCGAGGCCAUGGAUAACCGAAAAAAGAUGCUGGACCACGACGUCACAGACACCGGCGAGUCACAGGCACCGACGUCAGCGGAGGCCGCAACUGGCGCCUCGCCGGCUCCUUCGAAUGGGAAGAGUACAUCCUUCUCUUCAGACCCUGUACCGCCGCAGAUGAGUACGCUGCCGCCACCGCCAUCAACGGCAGCGACAGAGAAGAAACCGAGCAAGAAAUUGAUGUCGCGCAAGGAUAAGAGUAUAUCAGAAAGCACGGGCGCACAGCUGCCGGCGUCGUCGCCAGCACCUGCAGUGCUGCCGCCUCCUGGCGCUGCUGCUGCUGCCGUCGUGCCGCAGGAGGGGGAUAACAGCAUGACGCCGGAUGGAGAGGAGGGGCUGCACAACUUCUUGAACGGUGAGGCGGCGGCCACGUCGCCGACGGAGGCCGAGGACCGCCGGCGAGACGACGACUACAACGCGCUGGACACGGUCAUUGGCGAGACGUUAAAGGCAGAUCGCCCAACGAACUUCAAGGACGACUUCGACGACGCCGCCUUCGGCGAGGCGACAGACUCCAGCAGGCUGGUGCUGGACGGUAAGACGUUCCACCUGCCGAAUGUGAGCGCCACCGACCCGCUCAUGCACCGCAUCGAGUCCCUGCGCAUAUUCCUCGAGAAGGAGAUGGGCGACGACGACCUCAUUAAAUGCUACCGAGCCAUGAACAACAUCUCUGCCAGCGAUGAUGAGGUGAUGCACCAGCUGCAGAACGCGCUGCCACCGUCCAAGCAGCGCUUCAUCCCGCUAGUCGCGCACCUCGUUGUGUGCGAAGACGCCUUCAACCGCCAAGGCGCCUCCGCCUCCGCCUCCGCCAUCGGCCUUUGA
Leishmania mexicana MHOM/GT/2001/U1103 is the source of this 2403-nucleotide messenger RNA. RefSeq names its product putative serine/threonine-protein kinase. The transcript has a single exon. The record is from RefSeq and is a predicted model, not a curated record. Gene Ontology annotation, molecular function: protein kinase activity; ATP binding. The coding region runs from base 1 to 2403 and encodes 800 amino acids. Lineage: Eukaryota; Euglenozoa; Kinetoplastea; Trypanosomatida; Trypanosomatidae. Gene Ontology annotation, biological process: protein phosphorylation.